This is a messenger RNA of Ilex paraguariensis (yerba mate), 1153 nucleotides long. Lineage: Eukaryota; Viridiplantae; Streptophyta; Magnoliopsida; Aquifoliales; Aquifoliaceae. The record is from the annotation of a GenBank genome assembly.
GAGAAAAGAAAAAAAAGGGGGGGGCGGGGGGAGAGCACAAAAAGAUACGAGGGUAAACACCAAAAGGAUGGAAGUAGAAGCAAAAACAGAAGACAUUGUCCCCUAGAAUUUGAUAGCCUUUUUUCUCCAGGUAACUGGAAGAAACAGAACUCUCUCUGCCAUAUCUGGCAUCAGAGAGAGAGAGAUGAACAAGCCAUACAAAACAACAUUAAAGCCACAAAUGUUGAUCAAGAAAACAAUGGACAAGACUAAGAACUUCGUUCACAAAGCCCUACAAAACCUCAAGUCCUUUCUGUUUGGAGGCUCUCAAAAGCUACUCAGAUCCCAUCCCCUUAACCCCCUCUUUGGUUGCAACAACAGCUCAAAAAUGCAGGAGUUGAACAAUUUCUAUAGAGAAUUUUCUGCGCAGUGGGAGGCAGAUCCUGAUGAGGCGAUGAAAAGAAACAAGAUGACACGGGUUGAAGAUGCAUCUAGCGGAAGCUUCAAGAAUAAUGCAGAGCUGAGUGUUGUGAAGAAAACACAAGAGAGAGGAAAGGAAGAGAAAACAGGUGGAUACCAUGAAGAACAGAGAAGAGAGCCUUGUUCUCCGAGUGCCAAUGGAGGGGGUCAUGUUUUAGCACAGAAAAUGAAAGAACUGGAGAAGAUGGAUGUGGAUGAUGUAGAUCAUGCACUGGACAUAGAAGAGGUGCUCCACUAUUAUUCUCGCCUUACCUCUCCCAUUUACCUCGACAUUGUUGACAACUUUUUCGAGGACAUGCAUUCUGAAUUCUUCCUUCCUCAGCCCUCUGCCAGUGUCAACAAUUCAAUGCGGAGCCUUGGCCCUGUAAAGAUCUAGAAACUGCAGUCAAUUAUUUCUCCUCUCUGCAUGUAAAUCUUGUCUCUUGCUUCCUUUCCUCCCUUUUGUAUGUGUGAGCCUGCGUGUACUUGCUGUGAUUUUCAAGUCUGCCAACCUCUACCUGUGUUUGCCAAUUGCUAUGAUGUCUUCUUACCUAUAGAUUCAAUACUUAUAGUAGUCUUUGAUAUAUAAUUGUCACUGCCUAGUUGCUAUUACCAUUUCACUAAAGUUAUAACUUCCUGGCCAUACGCAGAAAAUUCUCAGCAACUCAAUUAACUUUCACAGGAGAUGUGAAUUCACUUGAUGUAUACAAGAAAA